GCGCGGGGCUCCCUUCUGUAGCUUAUGUGAACCCCGUAGCGCGUUGUUGAGUAAAUCCAACAUGGCUGUCAAUGUUUUGUUCGUAAUGUGAGUACGUCAGUGAGUGAAGUAGUCGGUAAAACUAAACAAAGAAGAAUGUUGAGUGUUAUGAUGUUGUGAUUUUGUUUAUAUAACUUCUUUUUUAGCGUACUGGGUAUUUUUUUUUGUUAUUUAUUGGAAAGUAACGUUUAUAGUGUGUGUAAAUUAAAAUUUGCCUCUGGUGAAGUUUCUAUUGGAUCGACGAGUCUGUCGUGCUUAUUGAUAUAAGAGGAACUACGUUAAAGAGUGAAGUUUGACAUAAAUUGUAGUAUUUGUGUUGGACGAACGUUGCAACAUUCAGAAAUCGUCAUUCUCCGACGUUGUGGAUGCGCUUUGAGGAGGCUAUAAAUUGUGUUGAAUGUAAGAUACCGUGACAGUCAAGGCUGUGCAACGCUUUAGAAAUUAUAACAGGCCAACGCCACAAGCAGGAUGAACUGCAACAACGCGUAGAGCUGAGUCACAACCAUGCUUGUUGUGUUUUGCCAGCCUACAACCACCAGCACAUCGCUUGUUAAUUGAAAUGAGAUUGUGGAGCGCAGUGAAAUAGGAGACGUCUUCGGUGCGAAUGAUGACGGACACACGCAGGAGAGUGAAGCUGUACGCGCUGAACGCAGACCGUCAGUGGGAUGACAGAGGGACGGGCCAUGUCUCGUCUGCGUACGUGGACCGUCUCAAGGGGAUAUCGCUGCUGGUCAGAGCCGAGUCUGAUGGCUCCUUGUUGCUGGAGUCCAAGAUCCAACCAGACACGGCGUACCAGAAGCAACAGGAUACUCUGAUAGUUUGGUCGGAGGGCGACAACUUUGACUUAGCACUGAGUUUCCAGGAGAAGGCAGGCUGCGAUGAGAUUUGGGAAAAGAUUUGCCAGGUCCAGGGCAAGGACCCAUCUGUGGACAUCACUCAGGACAUCGUGGAAGAGAGUGAAGAUGAACGCUUCGACGACAUGUCCGACUCGGCUCCACCCAUCGAGCUGCCUGCAUGCGAGCUCAGCAGACUUGAAGAGAUCAACGAGCUCAUAGCUACCUGCCUGACGUCGCCUAUGAGGAAGGAGAAGCUGGCGGUUGCUGUGGAGAAUGAGGGCUACAUCAGGAAGCUGCUCAACUUGUUCCACAUGUGUGAGGACUUGGAGAACACAGAGGGUCUUCACCACCUCUAUGAAAUCUUCAAGAAUAUCUUCCUGCUAAACAAAAAUGCCCUGUUCGAGGUCAUGUUCUGUGAGGAGACAAUUUUUGACGUUGUAGGUUGUCUAGAGUACGACCCAUCGUCCCCGACACCCAAGCGACACAGACAGUACCUGAAGCAGUUGGCUAGGUACAAAGAAGUCAUUCCUAUUACAAACCCGGAGCUGCUUGCGAAGAUUCACCAGACAUACCGUGUGCAGUAUAUCCAAGAUGUUGUUUUACCUACCCCAUCAGUAUUUGAAGACAAUAUGCUUUCAACAUUGUCAAGUUUCAUUUUCUUCAAUAAAGUGGAAAUAGUAACGCUGAUACAAGAGGAUGACAAGUUCCUGAACGAACUAUUCUCCCAGCUCACAGAUGAGUCCACAGAUGAUAUGAAGCGGCGGGACCUUGUGCUGUUCUUGAAAGAGUUCUGCAACUUCUCCCAAAACCUACAACCUCAAGCUAAGGAGACGUUCUACAAGACUUUGUCUUCGCUGGGCAUCCUACCGGCUUUGGAAAUCACCCUGGCGGCAGAUGACGCCCAGACCAAAACGGCCUCCAUAGACAUCCUCACCUACAUCGUGGAGUUCUCUCCGUCCGUGGUGCGUGACUAUACGCUGCAGCAGAUCAACAACACAGAUGAGGACCAGAUGCUCAUCAACGUGGUGAUCGAGCAGAUGAUCUGCGACACAGACUCAGAGCUGGGAGGUGCCGUGCAGCUUAUGGGCAUCCUCAGGAUACUGCUGGAUCCCGAGAACAUGCUAGCAUCUGUCAAUAAGUCGGAGAAGACAGACUUCCUUAACUACUUCUACAAGCACAGCGUUCACAUACUCAUAGCUCCGCUGCUGGCCAACACAGCGGAGGAGCGGCCGGCCAGGGAGGACUACCAAACGGUGCAGCUGUUGGGACUGGUUUUGGAGCUGUUGUCCUUCUGUGUGGAGCACCAUACGUACCACAUCAAAAACUGCGUGCUCAACAAGGACCUGCUGCGGCGAGUGCUUGUGCUCACGCGCUCCAAGCACACCUUCCUCGUUCUCUGUGCCCUCAGGUUUAUGAGAAAGAUCAUCGCACUGAAGGAUGAGUUCUACAACCGCUACAUUAUCAAAGGCAACUUGUUUGCCCCAGUAGUAGACUCCUUCGUCAGGAACAAUGGCCGCUACAACUUGCUGGACUCUGCGAUCCUCGAGAUGUUUGAGUUCAUCAAGCUGGAGGACAUAAAGUCGUUAUGCUCGCACGUUGUGGAAAACUUUGGAAAAGUGUUUGAUGACAUUGACUACGUGCAGACCUUCAAGGCGCUGAAGAUCCGCUACGAUCAACACCAAGACAAGCUGAAGGACAGAGACAGAACGACGCGUGACAGUGUGCCAUCGAUCCUGCGAAACAGCCGGUACCGGCGCGAACAGCGACAACUAGAGGAGGAAGAGGAGAUGUGGUUCAACGAUGAUGAUGACUUCGAUGACACAGAGACGGUCGUGCCUGCCACCAAUGAUAUUCUGGCCAAGAAGCUAGACUCUGAUCUCGACUCUAUAGGUAAGAUAAUCGACAAGAAGACAGAUGUCAGUGGUGCGAAGCUGCUGAGUGGUGGCAAGCCGGGCAACCUGCUAAACAACAACCCCACAGGCGGCCCGACCAGCCCCACCCCUGGAGACAAGUCUGCCACCCUCUUCAAGAAGGCGCUGGUUGACUACGAGGGGGAUUCGGACGAGGAGGAGGAAGAGGAAAGUGACGGCCUCACUCCAUCACCGAAGCGCGCCCGACUCACAUAGUGAUUAGGCGCUGAUCUGGAGCUUGGUUAUCCCGUGUGCAGUUCUGUGUACUGAUCUGAAGUCUCAUGCAAACCAUUAUUUUUCAAUGCGUUUUGUAAAGAUUUGUCAGAAUGGUUUGAUAAAUGAGCAACGCUUGAGAUAUUUCUGAAAUUUGGUAAAUUGACUCGGUGAGUGUAUUGGUUAUAGGUUUCGAUUCCGCGUUUCUACAGGAACUAUUCGUGUUGUGCAAUGAAAAUGAAGAUAUUUAUAGUUGGAAAGUUUACUUUAGCUAGUGUUUGAACAUGGUUGACUUGUAAUAAGUACAAUUGUGUCUGACAAAGAAGAUCAAAAACUUGUUCAAAAUAUAUUAUAUUUCUAUUUUGUGCUGACUUUUACACACAAGAACAUAAUUACCUCUCCAUAUAAUUUUAUAUGGCUGCCAUAGUCAGUGUGGGCAAGUGAUGCUCUCGAUGGACUCGAUGCAAAAUGACUCGGCCUUGCCCACAUAUCAUUGAAUUUUAAACAGUUGGUAUGUGCGUGUUGUCAACCUAAACAAUCUCUGUGAUUGGAAAGUGAAUAGAAAAUAUUGUGGGUUCUAGGAGCCAAGCAUGUGAGGGCCUUCUGGGAAACCAAUGAUGGCACAGCUGCAGUCGCAGUGAACACUUGACAGCAACACACAGAGUGUGGCUUUCACUGCUGUCAUUUAGUGUCUGGAGAAGGUGACAUCGGCCUUAUGAUGUGCACACAUUUCUUGCUUUGAGACGGCUAGUUACAAACAUUACCAGUCUGCAUCAGUUUUUUUUUUUGUGCUUGCGAGAUAAAGUGACUCUCUCGCUUCAUGACACAGUGGUACCACAGAUCUUGCAAGAAAAUGUUUUAGAAACAAAACAGUGCUGUUUGCAUGUAUUUUAAAAAUGUGUAUAUGAAAGUUGUAAUUUAUGUUGCUUCGUCAUUUGAAAUAUGUGUGCUGAUUGUUUCAAGGUGUUGUGUAGACAGUCGAGAGUUCUGCGAUUGGUUACGAGUGUCCUGGGGGCAGCGAUAAUCAUUCGCAUCAUUUAGGUCAUAAUGUAGUUCCUGCUACGCACCUGCCAUCAGUAAACCAUUUUAUUUUGGUUAUUUUAUUUUCUGGUUAUGUAUGUUUCAUGUGUUCCUAACAUAAAUUAUACUGUUGUUUGAUUCAUUUGGUGCUACACUAAAAUUUCUUUAUUAUUUUUUAAUCUAAUAAAAUGGAAGUAAAUUAUUUCAAUAUGAAAUGAAGUUUUUAUCAAGAGCAGUUUGAAAUAAACUACAACCGCAAUAAACACAUUUGGUCUGACUUAAUAAAAGUACUGAAGCCAUGAGCCGUCGUGGUGAGUGCGAGUGUGUGUGUAUGGGAACCGGGCAUGCGCGCGGUCUCCCGUACUGUCCCGCGCGGGAAGGGGGGUGACCUCGGGGCUCGAGCCGUGUCUGUGCUGCUCGAAUCGAGUAGCGCUCACACUGCUGGUCAUUCUCCGUCCAUGCGUGCAGAGCAUAGUCUUCAUGUUUUGUAGAGUUGUGAAAAGGGGAAUUUUUAAUUGUAAAUUGUAACCAAGUUAUAAUCAGUAAUAAACAAUAUGAUAUUUGUC
Bacillus rossius redtenbacheri is the source of this 4584-nucleotide messenger RNA. It is a transcript of the gene flfl, whose product is annotated as serine/threonine-protein phosphatase 4 regulatory subunit 3. Gene Ontology annotation, biological process: DNA damage response; protein dephosphorylation. Gene Ontology annotation, cellular component: nucleoplasm; protein phosphatase 4 complex. Gene Ontology annotation, molecular function: protein phosphatase activator activity. The record is from RefSeq and is a predicted model, not a curated record. Lineage: Eukaryota; Metazoa; Arthropoda; Insecta; Phasmatodea; Bacillidae. Bases 644 to 3001 code for a protein of 785 amino acids. The transcript is spliced from 18 exons.